AUGCCGAGAAUUGGUGUAUUUACAUUGGACACCACCAAUCCGCGAUUCUACACGCUCAAUGGACGAAUACAUGUAAAGCUCGCUCUUCUGAUCAUCAUCAUCAUUUUCGUGUUUUUGGAGAUCAGCGAAUGGAGUACGUAUAUCUUCGUGGAUGAGGUCGGCGAGAAAAUUGAAUGGUCGGAAGCGUUGAUGGCGGUUUUUCAAUUGAUUAUGGUGGCUUGUAUGAUUUUGGGAUUCGUCCAUGAAAAUCAACACUGCUUAAUUCCAUUCAUUGUUUUCAUGUUUCUGACCGUUACAACAAUGGGAAUUUGGAUUUGUCAUUGCAUUUUCUUUGCGUUCUUCCCGUACGCGAAAAACGCGGAAAAAUUCUUUGGCUUCAAACAGUCAACCACAUUGUUGACCCGCGAAAAAAAUAUCCUUCUUCUUCUCGCUGUCAUCGUGGCCUUCACGACAUUAUUCUCAUGGUGGCUUCAAGUUGGACUCGUUUGCUACCAAUACUUUGAGAGCCGCACUAAUGAGAAGCGCGUCGAAAUGUCGACAUUGGCAACAAAUAGGCCAAGUCUUGGUUCAUCGACGCCAGCCGAAACCACAAAAAAUCAAAGCAACGAAGAGCAGCAAAAUAGUAAUGGAGCAAUAUCGUUCCCGAACCAAAACUUUUCAAUUUCCGAUGAUGAGGAUGACGUGAAGGUUUUCGAGAAGAAGUCCGGACCUGAUAUUGUUUAA
Messenger RNA from Caenorhabditis bovis, 723 nucleotides. The record is from the annotation of a GenBank genome assembly. NCBI's taxonomy places the organism in Eukaryota, Metazoa, Nematoda, Chromadorea, Rhabditida, Rhabditidae.